This is a messenger RNA of Ciona intestinalis (vase tunicate), 2381 nucleotides long. The record is from RefSeq and is a predicted model, not a curated record. Lineage: Eukaryota; Metazoa; Chordata; Ascidiacea; Phlebobranchia; Cionidae.
AGCCUAUAGGCCUACUAUACAGCCUUGUAACGAAAUUCGCUUUUAGAGUAACAGCAUCACUACAGGGAUCCGUUUCUAAAUAGAUUAAACUUUCGUAGUGAAAUCCAUAAGCAAACCGAUGGCAAAAGAAAAAGUUAAGAGGCGAAUAAGCGACAGGUUGUUGAUCACAUAUUGUGUGACUGGUACGGUGACCUUCUGUAUUUUGACGUGGAUGCUAGCGCAAAGGUUUGCAAAAGUAUCAGAGCCAAAAUCAUGUGUCGUACAACACGUGGAUAAUGAUCAAAACGAACAAAAAGAUACAGAAACGAGUACAUCACCGGACUUUGAAGUUACCGAAGAAAUGAGAAACCGGGUAUUACUGUUGAGGAGAAUUAAGAAUCAAAUCACAGAAAUGUGGAGAGCAACUUUACAUGGCUUGAACGGUCUGAAAGACGAUGAAGAUAUCACUGAUCGUGUACAGGAAACAUUAAAGCAAUUAAAGCUAAGACACCAUUCCCUCAUGAUUGACGCGGAAGACUUGGUUGCUUUUGAUCGACCGUGGCAGGAAAAAGUUGCUAAAGAAACGGAAAAGGAAUUAAUUACCAAAAUAGUCGACUUGCAGUAUCCGAAAAAUUGCGACGAAGCACCGCAAUUCUAUGUCCCACUUACCGAGUGCGGGUAUGGUUGUGCCUUCCGCCACCUAGCGGGGUGUUUGGAGCAAAGUAUGGUCAAUAAUUUGACACUGGUCGCUGGAUUUUCGAACUCCAUUUAUUCCACCGAUAUAAAAGAAGGAGAGUUCCCAAUAGAAGAAACAAGUUCAUGUCCCCCGCCAACUAACCUGAAAGGAUGGACGGAAGUCUUGUGUCAAUUAACACAAUGCGCACCGCGAAAUGAGAAUUUGUCCCGCAACAUAACUGAGCACAAGAAAGUUUUCAUGAAGAUUGAAUUUAUUCCAACGGCUGUGGGUUUCAAACCUCCAGGUGUAACCGAUGAGUAUUGGUCGCGUGUAGCAAGUUUCCAUGGCAACCCAAAGGCGUGGUGGACCGGCCAGUUGCUCAAGUAUCUGCAAAUGCCAACUGAAGGAAUGAAAAAUGAAAUAAACGAAGCACUCGCCACACGUGUCGAUUUUACGAAGCCGAUUGUCGGAGUCCACGUACGACGAACUGACAAGAUCUAUCUACCUGGCGAAGAUAGUGAAGUGCACACACUAGCAGAAUACAUGCAACACGUCGCUGACUGGUACGACAAAUACGAGAUGCGACUGGAGAAGGAAAACAGAGUUGAAACGGUGGAAAGGAGAGUUUUCUUGGCUACAGAUGAUCCAGAAGUCUGGAAAGAAACAGCCGGGUAUCCGGGUUAUACAUUUAUCGGAAACAGAAAAUUUUCGGAAACGGCGGUUGAUUUGGAAAAGCGUGAGACUUUGGAGGGACUGAAACAAGUUAUAAUUGAUACAGCGUUGUUAUCGAAAUGUGAUUUUAUUGUCGGAACACUUUCAUCUUCGGUGACAUCUGCAGCGUACGAACUGCGACAGGCCGAGCAUCUGGAUGCCUCUGAUGACGUUGCAUCGCUCGAUUAUAGCUACGGUGCAGUUGAUUACCCAAACAGGAUUCAAGUGGCAAUCUAUCCACACACAGCAAAUGCCACGACCCACGAAAUCGAGCUAAAAAUCGGGGAUAUAAUUUACACUGACACAAACCUAUGGAAUGGCUAUUUUCGAGGGAGAACCAGGCGUACGGGUGAAGUCGGGAUGUACCCAACUUAUAAAGUGAAAGACAGUACGGUGUAUUAUUCUGAUAUUGAUAAAGAGAUUAUGAAUAUUUAUCGCUUCGAUGAAGCAGAGGACGAUGAUGGGAACCGAUUUCAACAAAUUUUAAAAUUCUAAUGAAAACAAUAUUGUAUUUAUCGUUGCCUUUAGGAUACUAAUGCCGGCUAUUAGAAAUGGUCACGUUUUUGUUUCUAUGCACGUAGAAAUGGAUCACACCUUGUGUAUACAAGUAUACUCUUAUAAUGGGAUUUACUUUAAAAGUGCUUGGUGAAACACAUUUUGCAUUUUUGGACAAUAUACUUUUGUCUGGUUAACGAAUACAACUAAGCUUAUACGCCGAACGUAAACAUGGUUUAUUCCCACGUUAAGAGUGAAUGCUUCAAAACAGCAGUAUAAAUCCCUCAAACAGGAGGUUUUAAUUAAAACAUAUAGACGUUUUGUCCUGAUUUACGUAUUUGGUACAAUGAUGAGACGCGCAGGGGUAUCGAUCCAGUCGGAAUGAGGGCUGGACGUGUAGAUACAUUCACGAUUCGUAUCUGCACGGUACAACGCGCUUCUGAGUACACUACAUUUGGACGAUCUUCAUUUAUGCGUAUUGGAUUAAACCAUAGGGUUAGCGGGCAUAUAGUGCACGGUU